AUGUCGGACGCUGGUCUCCAAUCGCGUGCUGACCCGUUCGGCGAUACCCUCGAGACGCUUUGGCAGCGGUCGAAAAAGAAACUUCCGUUUCUGAAGAAUGAUUCCAAAGAACCACCGGAUAGAUUUGUGUUUGAAAGGGGGUUGGUGAGAGGUGAAUUGUGGCAUCUGGCUGUUUCAGGGAUGUAUAUACUAGCUAUAUAUUUCCCGUCCGAAAUGUCGAAAUCACCCAAGAUGCGCCGUAGCAGUGGAGGAAUUCGAGUCUUCUCGCCAUGCUACUGUUCCUUUGUUAUAUCCGGUUUAUGUGCUAAGGUUGUACUUCAGAUUCAGUUGUCGUUGACGAGAGCGCCGCUAAGGCCAAAGCAGCGCACGAAAGACGGCGGGAUCAAGUCAGGAGAGCCCAGCGGUGGCCUCCUUCGAGAAAUUAUGAUUGCGCAUGGCAUCCCGCUUCCGCAGACCAAACCGCGAGAUCGCCUGGCCACUGUCACGGUGGUUGGUGAACCCGGAUUUGGCCAGAGACUGCAAGUUUCCCUUGACGAAGGGCCUGAUAAGAUCCCUCCAGUGUACCCAGAAGGGUUUGGGGUGACGCUUACGCAAAAGGUCCUGCAUAAGGCAGCGGAAUUCUUCAUAUCGUCGCCAACUACGAAUCAGAUUGGGGCUGAUGAGCCUCGGCCAGAGGACUUUAACAGCGAGCUUCAAAUACGGCCAAAGAACGGUUCAGGUGUCCAGGGAUACUACCAGCAGCAAGUUAUACAGCCUCAUCCAUACCACUUUGAUUCGACCCAGGUUGCUGUUGAUUUUGUUUUAUUGUAA
Microsporum canis CBS 113480 is the source of this 810-nucleotide messenger RNA. RefSeq lists its product as hypothetical. The record is from RefSeq and is a predicted model, not a curated record. NCBI's taxonomy places the organism in Eukaryota, Fungi, Ascomycota, Eurotiomycetes, Onygenales, Arthrodermataceae. The coding region runs from base 1 to 810 and encodes 269 amino acids. The transcript has 3 exons.